Echinococcus granulosus is the source of this 471-nucleotide messenger RNA. RefSeq lists its product as hypothetical. The record is from RefSeq and is a predicted model, not a curated record. Lineage: Eukaryota; Metazoa; Platyhelminthes; Cestoda; Cyclophyllidea; Taeniidae. The transcript is spliced from 4 exons. The coding region runs from base 1 to 471 and encodes 156 amino acids.
AUGCAUUUUAUUGCCCUGAAGUCAAAAGCAGCCAUCAGCUUGCAUUUAAAUCAAAACGGAAUUCCCGAGUUUAUAAUAGAAAGCAACAAAAUUCAAUGGACGAAAACCACAUUUGUCUUUGAACAUAGCCCCCAGUGUUUAAUCAAUGCCUGUAAAACCUCAGCUGGGGAAGGUUGUGCUUCAAUUAUCCAAUAUCAAGGGUUCCAAGCUCUAAAUGUUCACAGUAAACAGUAUCGCCACGGUUAUCGUGGAAAACUAAGAGGGUCUGUUGUAUCAAGACGCAAAUCAUGUAAUUCGCACCACCCCAAUCAUCUGGAAGGGGAGAAAACCUACGAUGCUCUGUCACUGGCCUUAGAAGAAAUUGCAUUUAGCCAAUUUAUUUUCAAUUUCACCGCGGGCUUUUUAAACGUCCAAAUAAUCGUUUUUGAAUUUGAACAUUCACCAUUAACAAAAUUUAGUAACGAAUCCUAA